ACAACCACAACAUCCGAAAGAAGGGAGACGUGAACAGAGCUUAGAACCCCGGCAGGUUCAAACUGCUUUUUAGACGAGCCAGGUUGCAAUCAAAAGACAACAAGAAAGCUGACGUUGACAAAAAGAUCGACAGAGUCCUGGGAAAAGUUCACAUGCAUAAUGGAUUUCUCCAAGUUUUCUGAUGACAACUUUGAUGUUAAAGACUGGGUGAAUGCUGCAUUCAGAGCACAGCGAGACUCUCCAGGAAACAAGGAUACUCAUGCUGCAACAUUAGUGAUGAAGCUUCAGCUUUUCAUUCAGGAGGUGAAUAACUCACUAGAGGAGAUCAGUCAGCAGGCUCUCACCAACCUGCCCAGGGUGAUCAGGGAGACAGAAGCAGUGAGACAAGAGGCCAUAUUUCUCAAGGAGCAGAUGAUGAUGGUCAAGGAGGAUAUAAGAAAGGUUGAGGAGAACACAGCUCAUUCUAUGAAGGUUCUAGUGGAACUGGAUGCUAUCAAGUCCAGGAUACAGUCCAUGUCAGUAGCACUCCAGGAAGCAGACAACUGGACCAAACUGUCUGCAGAUGUGGAGGAGGUGUUCCAGUCUCAAGAUGUACAUGCUAUAUCAUCUCAACUUGUCAAGAUGCAGAAAAGCUUGAAAAUGCUGUCAGACACAGCUGACUAUGAAGAUCGCUGCGCCCAUCUGGAGGGUCUGAAGAACAGACUGGAGGCUGUGGUCAGUCCACAACUGGUCGCUGCCUUCAACUCUCACAACCUGGAGUCUGCCCAGAUGUAUGUGAGGAUAUUUUCUGACAUUGAAAGGCUGCCAAACCUGCAGAGCUACUACUUCAAAUGUCACAAGGCAACUCUGCUCCAGUCCUGGCAGGAUAUAGUGAACAUUGAUCCUAACCAGAGUCUACAGGACACCCUGCCUAAACUGUACGACCAACUCCUAUCCACAUGGCAAACUGAGGUGCAAUGGUGUAACCAGGUGUUCAGUGAAGCUGUGAAUGUGACAGCGACUCUAGUGAUCCAGGUGCUGUACUCCCUGGAGCCGUCCAUCCCGUACUGUAUCCAGGCUGCCCUGGAGGACACACCCAGUCAGCUCAACACACUCAUCAGUCUACGGCAGAUCACAAUGAGGUUUGCUAAAAGCAUUGAAGCAUCACUGGAGAAGACAUCAGGCACCUACAAUGAAGAUGUGAUCACCCAGCUGGUGAGGACCAUCCACAGUCCGUACCUGCCGUACCUGCUGCAGUACAGUACUCUACAGGAACAGCACCUUAAGGACCAGCUCAGGACAGUCCAUCUGGAGACAGAACAGCAGGAGGUGAUAGACUGUGUGCGACUGAUGGGCCAGUCUGUCAGUAAACUCUACAGUAUUGCAAACUCAGCUGUGGAACAGUGUAUGUCCUUCACUGCAGGCUGUGGAGUGUGUGGACUGCAGAAGGCUCUGACUGCAUAUUUUACUGUAUACACCUCUGAGUUCAUCCGGGUACUGCAGGCCUUACGAGUGAAGUGCAAUAUUGAUGAGGUUAAAGUGUCUUCAGGAGAGAUAAAAGAGGACUGGACUCUCUUCCAACAUGCACUCAGGAUCCUGCAAACCUGUGGUGACCUGCUCCUCCAUCAGAGAGACUUCCAGGACCAGCUGUGUGUGGCUGUGCUGGAGCACACUGAUACCCUGCAGGACUGCAGUACACAGGAGAAGUCCAGUCCUUUUCAGCACUACAACUACCUGAGUGUGGAGAGCCCAACAGAGUAUGAUCUACUGAUGGGAACUGUCACAGGACUGAAGGAAGGGCUGGUGGAAGAUCUGCUGUGUGAUGUAACAGAGGCUGUACAGAAGCUGAAUGAGCAUGCUCACAAGUUUGCCUUCGACAUUGUGUUCUCCCAGCUCCAGCAGCAGCUAGCUAAUGUACAUUCCAUGGAGAUUUGGGGUUCGGAUGCUGCAGGAGGGGAGGUCUUACCUAGUUUCAGUCUGUCUCCAAUGGAGUACAUCACCAAGAUAGGACAGUACCUGAUGACCCUCCCCCAACAACUGGAGCCAUUUCACCACCAGGACAACCCUGCCCUGGAGGCUGCACUGCAUGCUGGGAAACUGCCAUUCCAGGACAAGAAUGAGACCCAUGAGGUGGACCAUGUUGCUGACUUCUGGCUGGGGUCCAUAGCGAGGGGAACCAUGCUCACAUACUUGGAGGCCAUUUUAAAGAUCCCCAAAAUGACUGACUAUGGUCGUAAGCAGCUGGCUGCAGACAUUGACUAUGUCUGCAAUGUUCUGGAUGCCCUGGGAGUCCCAGCCAACAAGGAUCUGAAGGGUGUGGCAGCAUUGCUACAAGCUUCACCCACAGAGUUUGAUGAGGUGUCCAAGGAUUGCCCACCAAAAGUCGUCAACAUUGUUAGAGGCAUGAGAAUGAUAUAAUGCUGCCCCUUUUGUUGUUUGUCCUUAAUGAGGAAUGUGCAACAUGGACGCAAAACCAACAUUCCCUGUUAGACUGUCCCUAUUAGACUGACAUAUUUAUGUAAAAAGUGUUUUCUUGGUAUACCAUAUGUAUUGGGGACUUUGGUUAGGAGAGACAUGCCAUCAUUAUAUUGUGGCACCAUCUUCAGUUCAUAUACAGGGUGUCGGCAGAUACAUAAGUUGUAUAUGAUGUACAUUUCAAUUAUAUUAUAAUUAAAAGAUGUACAUAUACCAUAAUGUUACGUAAUGAUUGAGUGUUGUCUUUUAGAAUAGUCAUACCAUCUGUUUAUAUCAGGAAAUUCUUGGGAUAUUCAUCUGGUAAAAACAUAUCCAAAGUCUGAGUUGAAGAAGUAGAGAACAAUUAUUUCCUUCAUUAAGUCCUUUCAAAAUACUUUAUUUUACAAUUCAGCAAACAAUUAUUUUAACCUCCUAAUAUACAGAUGUGUACACUAUAUACACCUAUAUAUGAACUUCCAUUUCUAAGGCAUAAUGUGGACAAUAAGUGCUACAAAGUCUCCUUCAAACAUAGAUCACAAAUUUUGCCCAAUUUUAGAUUGUCCCAAUAUUUUCUGUGCAACCGCAUUAAGUAGACUUUUCCACAUUUGGGAUGACAUAUGAAUAUGUCCUGCCUAAAGUUAGCUUAUCAGAG
Messenger RNA from Branchiostoma belcheri (Belcher's lancelet), 3085 nucleotides. RefSeq names its product conserved oligomeric Golgi complex subunit 7-like. The transcript is spliced from 25 exons. Bases 160 to 2397 code for a protein of 745 amino acids. Gene Ontology annotation, cellular component: COG complex. NCBI's taxonomy places the organism in Eukaryota, Metazoa, Chordata, Leptocardii, Amphioxiformes, Branchiostomatidae. Gene Ontology annotation, biological process: retrograde vesicle-mediated transport, Golgi to endoplasmic reticulum; intracellular protein transport; Golgi organization. The record is from RefSeq and is a predicted model, not a curated record.